AUGAAAGCAAGAAGAAGCGGCGACUUGUUAUGGAAAUUAAAGGCUAAGACAAAGUCCUUAUCAGAGACAAACACAAAGAACCGAUUGAGCCAGGGAGAUGGAAAGGGAUACGCGACUCAAAACGAUGGGCCGAAAACGAUCGAAGCCCGAGAGCGAGCUAUGACAAUCGCUAAUAAUAGUGUGCCACCGCAUUAUGAGGUCGUGUUGAGGGACACGCACACGAACAAAAAGACCAAGCUUGUUCAAGAUAAGGUGGUUGAUGAGAUCCUCGCUGUGAUUGAGGAAGCACGCCAGAUACAGCUAACUCAUCUAUCUCAAGCUGGGUCAAACGCAGAAAACUUACCCCGCGCGAAAUGA
Messenger RNA from Arabis nemorensis, 357 nucleotides. The record is from the annotation of a GenBank genome assembly. NCBI's taxonomy places the organism in Eukaryota, Viridiplantae, Streptophyta, Magnoliopsida, Brassicales, Brassicaceae.